AUGAUGGAAGAAUCUACGGUCCCCCCCGCCCAACCGCGUUUCCUCGGCAUGCCGGCCUCCAGCUUGCGGCGGCCAACGUCGCUGGCAGCCUUGUCAGGGUGCCAACGGGCUGCACGCUUCGGCCCCCAACUCUCCAUUCUGUUUAUCUUGAUCAGCGCCUCCUUCACACUCAUUUCUACAAACGCAGCGGCUUCAGAUGAUGGAGCUGACAGCGAGGAACUGCACUGGCCUGAUGCUUCCGACUCUCUGCCGCCAGAGAACGAGGGAGACGUAAAUCCCGCAGCGCGAUUGGGCUUUGUGGGCAUUCCUAGGAAGACAAUGUAUUCGACAGCCAGCGAACUCGUAUUGGACGGACCUGACCGUGAAGCGCGAGCAAGGAAACUGGUGGAGCUCGGCGAGAGGCUCCGAGUGGACGGCCUUGUCCUGGACUUGACGGUUGCUCAGCCACCGCCGGAGACACCGCGAAGUACCCGACGGCCAUGGGGACCGAAACAGAGGCAGCCUUCGGCGCCACGCUUUGAUACCGAAGACGUUGUCAAAAGUCUUUUCCAGAAAUUCGCUCUUGACGUAGAAAAACGCGCGAUGGCUGAGUUCAUCCAAGAGGACCCGGCCCUGGCAUACAAGCUCCACAACAUCAACGUUUCUGCUGAAGUGAAACAACUUGUGGCAUCGCGCAUCUCCAGCGUUGAAGUUAUCUCGCCCUCACAAGAGACCACGGAAGCUCUCCAUUCAGUUGUGGACUUUUUCAAGGAGCUUAGGUCCAACCGAGAAAAAUUCAUGGGCAUGGUAACGGAGAAGAUCGACUUCACCACACCUGUUCACUUUGAACAGGCGCUCCGGAGGGUCAACAAAGAACAACAAGUUGAGGAAGUGAUAGAGAUUGGAAGGGAGGAGGCGAGGAAGCGCGCGGCGAAUGCUCUCGAGCAACUUCGCCCUGAAGACCGCGUAGCCAUGGGUUCUCUAGGAUUGGGUAUGGCUUACCUUGAGGAGGCUAUUCUUGAACGGAUGGUAAAUCCGUACAUCAUGGACCGAAGUGACCCAAAGCUGUAUGAGAAACUGCGCACCGUUGUCGACUUGGCCCAACAGAAGCUGCAGAGGGAUCGAAGGGAAGAACAGAAAAAGGACGCCGCAGUCUUCCGUGAGAAGGGCGUGCUGUCUCUUCCUAGUGAACCGGCCUUCGCGGCAGAGAUGCCCGCGAGCUCCAAACUCACGCUCAGCUUCCUGUUCAUUUCUGCAAUUGUCGGUGCGGCAGCUUUCGGGACUUAUAUGCACAGACGCAAGAGACGGACCGGGCAGCAGAAAAAAAAGCUGGACGACUCCAAGCUCCACCUGGACCUCGAAGAGCUCCUGUCGAGGCCGCUGGAGCGUGAAGCCAGAUCAUCGACGCGUCGCCGGGCUCGAACGUACUCCAGCAGGCGGGACCGCCUCCAACGGAUCAAACACCGCUUUGUCGAACCUGACGAGGCGUCCGAUAUCUCGGUUGAUGCCGUUGAAGACGAGCCCGAAUUCGAGGUAGUGCCUGUGUUGGCCUCCUCCUCUCGGUUCAACUGA
Molecule: messenger RNA, 1551 nt
Organism: Neospora caninum
Lineage: Eukaryota; Apicomplexa; Conoidasida; Eucoccidiorida; Sarcocystidae
Exons: 1
Coding region: 1-1551 (516 amino acids)
Source: RefSeq, a predicted model, not a curated record